Molecule: messenger RNA, 660 nt
Organism: Guyanagaster necrorhizus
Lineage: Eukaryota; Fungi; Basidiomycota; Agaricomycetes; Agaricales; Physalacriaceae
Product: histone-fold-containing protein
Exons: 5
Coding region: 64-375 (103 amino acids)
Cellular component (GO): nucleosome
Molecular function (GO): structural constituent of chromatin; DNA binding; protein heterodimerization activity
Source: RefSeq, a predicted model, not a curated record
GCUCGAUAAGCAAAGUCGUUUCCCCAGCAAGAACAUCUACCACCUCACUACCUUAUAUUAACAAUGUCUGGACGCGGCAAAGGUGGGAAGGGACUCGGAAAGGGUGGCGCCAAACGCCACCGCAAGAUUCUUCGUGACAACAUCCAGGGUAUCACCAAACCUGCCAUUCGUCGUCUCGCUCGUCGUGGUGGGGUGAAGCGUAUCUCCGGUCUCAUCUAUGAGGAGACCCGUGGUGUCCUGAAAAUCUUCCUUGAAAAUGUCAUCCGAGACUCCGUCACCUACACGGAACAUGCUAAGCGUAAGACCGUUACUGCGCUCGAUGUGGUCUACGCCCUGAAGCGCUCUGGUCGUACUCUGUACGGCUUUGGUGCCUAAACUAUAUUCAUGUCAUUCCAUUAUAAUUUAUGUCUACGCUCGAUUUGUAACACGAUGUAAUAUGACUCAGACUUUUGAAUUACGGUUUAUAGUGAUUCGUUGCCUUCGUCCAUUUGAAUGCCGGGUGAUCACGUCAAUGCUUUUAUCGAUAAACACGACCAUCGAAUGGGCAGGCACUGAGGUGUAUACGAGAGUGAUUGGUUGAAUGUUGUCCUAUCUACUGUAAGCAUGAUUGGGUCAUGCCGCCUGUUGCCCGAGAACCUAUAUAUUUAUGCACUCUGCGUC